CUGUACUGUCCGCAGUCUCUGGUCAUCUCCUGUACUAUGUCCGCAGUCUCUGGUCAUCCCUGUACUGUGUCUGCAGUCUCUGGUCAUCUCCUGUGCUGUCCGCAGUCUCUGGUCAUCUCCUGUACUGUCCGCAGUCUCUGGUCAUCCCUUUACUGUCCGCAGUCUCUGGUCAUUCCUUUACUGUCCGCAGUCUCUGGUCAUCCCUGUACUGUCGGCAGUCUCUGGUCAUCCCUGUACUGUCCGCAGUCUCUGGUCAUCUCCUCUACUAUGUCUGCA
This is a messenger RNA of Staurois parvus, 276 nucleotides long. Lineage: Eukaryota; Metazoa; Chordata; Amphibia; Anura; Ranidae. The record is from the annotation of a GenBank genome assembly.